Nicotiana attenuata is the source of this 417-nucleotide messenger RNA. RefSeq names its product craniofacial development protein 2-like. The transcript has 2 exons. NCBI's taxonomy places the organism in Eukaryota, Viridiplantae, Streptophyta, Magnoliopsida, Solanales, Solanaceae. The record is from RefSeq and is a predicted model, not a curated record. Bases 1 to 417 code for a protein of 138 amino acids. Gene Ontology annotation, biological process: chromatin remodeling. Gene Ontology annotation, cellular component: nucleus.
AUGGAGGUUACCCACUUGCUUGAACAGGAUAAUCCUACUUAUAGUGAUAUAACUUCUAACAUGCAGGUAGGCUUGGACGAGCAGGUUAAAAGGCACUUCUGGGAGGAUUUGGAUGAGGUGAUGCAAGGUAUUUUUCACAGCGAGAAGUUAUUCAUAGGAGGUAAUUUUAAUGGUCAUACUGGGGAGACGUAUAGGGUCUACGAUGAUGUGCAUGGCAGGUUCAGUUUUGGAGUUAGAAAUGAGGGUGGUACUUCGUUGCUAGAUUUUGCUAAAUCUUUUAAUCUGGUGGCAGCUAACUCGUGUUUCCAGAAGAGGAAGGAAAAUUUAGUCACAUUUCGGAGUACGGUGCCCAAGACUCAGAUUGAUUACCUUCUCUGCAGGAAGAGUGAUAGAGUCUUAUGCACUCAUUGCACCUAG